Molecule: messenger RNA, 2067 nt
Organism: Penicillium verhagenii
Lineage: Eukaryota; Fungi; Ascomycota; Eurotiomycetes; Eurotiales; Aspergillaceae
Product: tRNA modification protein MTO1
Exons: 2
Coding region: 1-2067 (688 amino acids)
Biological process (GO): tRNA wobble uridine modification; tRNA methylation
Cellular component (GO): cytosol
Molecular function (GO): flavin adenine dinucleotide binding
Source: RefSeq, a predicted model, not a curated record
AUGGCGUUUCGAGCUCGGCCUGUGACUCUGUUGCGCUCGCGCAUCAGUGCUCGCUUACCUAUCAGCAGAGUCCGCGGACUAGCAACCGUGGCCGAGGGUUCCCGAGCCUACGAUGUUAUUGUUAUUGGUGGUGGUCACGCCGGCGCAGAGGCAUGUGCUGCUGCAGCCCGUUCCGGCGCGCGCACUGCACUCGUGACGCCCUCGUUAUCGAACAUUGGCGUGUGUUCGUGCAACCCCAGUUUCGGCGGAAUAGGAAAGGGCACGAUGAUUCGAGAGGUGGAUGCGAUGGAUGGUGUCGCAGGCCGAAUUAUCGACAAGGCGGGUGUCAUGUUUCGGAUGUUGAAUCGUUCCAAGGGUCCGGCAGUGUGGGGGCCUCGCGCGCAGAUCGAUCGUGAUUUGUAUAGGAAGCAUAUGACGGAGGAAUUAGUCGGCACUCAAAAUCUGAGCAUUGUGGAGGGGAAGGUGGCGGAUAUUGUUGUUUCGAAGAAUGGUGUGGAAAAUACACCUGGCGCACAGGGCAAGAUUGUUGGUGUUCGAUUGGAGUCUGGCGAGGUCAUUCCUACAGGGCGUGUGGUUAUUACCACUGGAACUUUCUUGGGUGGUGAGAUCCACAUUGGACUUGAGUCCUACCCAUCUGGUCGAAUGGGAGAGGCCCCAACCUAUGGGCUGAGCAAGUCUCUCCGUGAUGCGGGUUUCUCUUUGGGACGCUUGAAGACCGGCACACCACCUCGUUUGGACUCCAAGAGCAUUGAUUACUCAUCGCUGGAAGUCCAGCGUGGUGACUCUCCUCCACAGCCCUUUUCUUACUUGAAUAAAACGGUCGAUGUUGGGGAUGAAGGACAAUUGACCUGCUGGAUGACCCAUACCAAUGAGAAGGCCCACGAAAUUAUCCGUGCCAACCUGGACAAGUCUAUUCACAUCAGAGAGACUGUUCGGGGGCCCCGAUACUGUCCCUCUCUGGAGUCCAAAAUCAUGCGAUUCAAGGACAAGGAACGUCAUCAAAUCUGGCUCGAGCCCGAAGGAUUUGCUCCGAAUGAUGUGAUUUACCCGAACGGAAUUUCGAUGACUGUUCCAGCGGACGCACAAUAUGCUAUGCUGAAGACUGUCCAGGGUCUUGAAAAUGUGAUCAUGCUUCAGCCUGGCUAUGGUGUAGAAUACGACUACAUUGACCCACGCAAUCUUCGACCAACAUUGGAAACCAAGCUGAUUAGCGGUCUCUACCUGGCGGGCCAAAUCAACGGUACAACUGGCUACGAAGAGGCCGCAGGACAGGGUAUCAUUGCAGGAACAAACGCUGGCUUGGAAUCUCAGGCUCGAAAGCCUCUCACCUUGACACGGUCAGAUGGUUUCAUCGGUAUCAUGAUCGACGACCUCAUCACCAAGGGUGUCUCCGAGCCAUACCGCAUGUUCACCACCCGAAGCGAAUACCGCAUCUCCACCCGAUCCGACAAUGCCGACCUUCGCCUGACACGCAUGGCCCGUGAUGCCGGCGUCGUAUCCGACAAGCGCUGGCGCCACUUCACAGAGACAGAGACACAGAUCCAAGAACUCCAGGCCCUACUAGGCAAAACCAAGCUCUCAUCCUCCGCGUGGUCCCGAAAGGGCUUCAAGGUGCGCGCCGACACAUCUAUCCGAUCCGCGCUAGAAAUCCUGUGUCUCGACGGUGUUGACAUCAACACCUUGAUCCCCCACAUUGAGUCCGCGCCAGGCGUCGCCUACGUCCCCGACUCUUUCGACCCCGUUAUCCGGGCCCGCGUCGCGAUUGAAGGACGAUAUGCCCCGUACCUCAAGCGACAGGAGAAGAUGGCGCAGCGGUUCCUGCAAGAUGAGAACCUCCUCUUGCCGGCCGAUCUUGACUACAGCAUCAUCCAUGGAAUCAGCAAUGAGGAGAAACAGGCUCUUGAGCGUGUGCGACCUGUCAGUGUCGGUAUGGCAAGGCGCAUCGAAGGUGUCACCCCUGCUGGUGCACUGCGUCUGCUGAUGCAUGUUCGGAAGGGGACAGGGUUUACCAAGGAGGCUAGUGAUACGGAUGCUGCUGUGGCUGAAGUGCUGCAGUCAUCGCCUUGA